Messenger RNA from Ostrea edulis (European flat oyster), 1752 nucleotides. RefSeq lists its product as uncharacterized. Gene Ontology annotation, molecular function: zinc ion binding. Lineage: Eukaryota; Metazoa; Mollusca; Bivalvia; Ostreida; Ostreidae. The transcript is spliced from 3 exons. The annotation marks the transcript as partial. The record is from RefSeq and is a predicted model, not a curated record.
UUACAGUGUAAAAAGAAACAUGUUACAGAAAAUAACACCAAAUAUCACAAUGUAGUGUUCUAUAUAACUCGUCAUACCGAGAGGAGUUUUACCACGCAGUGUAAACUACGACAGUGUUCUCAAUGUCAGGGGGACACUGAGUUCUACUGUAGCACAUGUAAACGUGAUCUGUGUUUACAAUGUAAAGAGAAACAUGUCAUUGAUCUACAUACCAAACACCAUGAUGUUGUGAUCUACCGUGAGAAGUUUAAAUGUGUCUCUUUACGAGAGACCUGUGUCAGACAUCCAAACAGAAAAUACAGAAUGUUCUGUGAUCAGUGUAAAUAUUCCGUGUGUAAGCACUGUACAGACCAUAGAACACACGCGUUGGUGGAUCUUAGAACAGCCUAUCAAACAAAGCGACAACAACACAGAGAAACCAUUGACAACAUCAGAAGUGAGACUCUCUAUAACUGUCGUGUUCUCAUGGCAGGAAUCAAAACUGAUAUAAAAUUUUGUUCCUCAGAAAUCUGUUACCGUCAAUCAGAGCUGAUGUCAACAAAAGCCCAGAGACUGAAGGAUCUGAUUGACAGUGUGGUAUGUGAUGUUAAAACAAGAUACCGAGGUUUAUUGAUUGAUAGAAUACGACAACAGAAGAGAAAAAUGAACAGAGAACUUGUUCACCUACAGAACUAUGAAGACAGAUAUGAACAAUCAGCAAACAGAGCAGUACAAUUCCUCUUGUUUAUAAAGACCAGUCGUGUCCCCCAGAUAAAGAACAGUCCUAGUCAGUUAUUGAGUGUCAUCACAGAAAUCCAAAUGACAACAGGGAAAAGACAAGUAGGAAUAGACGAAUGUGUGAAACUGACGUCCACACCUGUAUUACACACGUCUGUCUGUGUGACAGGUGUUAGUCGUGUAUCGCACAUAUCACGUGUGACGUCGGACCGGGUCUGGGUCUGUGAUUAUAACAGACUCAUCUUGACAGACACAACAGGAGACACUAUAUACCUCACCAGACUAAAAGAGAGAACACGACCAUGGACACCACUCUGUGUGUACUGCUCCCCGACCACUGGAGAUCUGAUGGUCGGGAUGCGUAACUAUGAUACAAAGACAGGCAAGGUAACCCGGUACAACAGUAGUGGUCAAGAACUUCUAACCAUUCAACACGACAACACAGGCCACACGUUGUUUAAUGAGCUUACAUAUAUUACAGAGAACAAGAACAGUGAUAUCAUUGUGUCUGACUGGGGCCGUCAUGCUGUAGUGGUGACAGAGCGCGGGGGGAUACAUCGAUUCUCCUACACAGGACCCCCAUCAAGAUCAUCACUAGCACCACUUGGAAUCUGUACAGACGCGCUGUCACAUAUCCUGGUGUGUGAUAGUAACACCGACACAGUACAGAUGAUUGACAAGGACGGUCACUUCCUGUCCUUGUUACUAACACAUCAGCACGGGAUAAAUAGACCAUGGGGCCUGAACUAUGAUGAUAAAACUCACCUUCUCUGGGUCGGAUCACAGUACACCAACACAGUGUCUGUAUAUAAAUAUAUAAAGAGGAGGUACUCUCCUACUGAUAGCCCAGACAGAGAUGAAGUGAUCACGGAAACGUCGAGUUUUGAGGAGGUUCAGGAAUUUGGAACAGAGCUGGAAGCCAGCGAAGAGUCUGAAUCUGAAGAAAACAGAGAUAUUAAUUCUAGGGAAUUGGAAGAGAACUUUCCUGAAUCCCUUUGCCAGCGGUGUCUACGAAUUUUCAGUUGUCAAGAUUAA